AUGGCUGGUGUUAAGACUUUCGAAUUACGUACCAAAUCCAAGGAUCAAUUACAAUCCCAAUUGGUUGAAUUAAAGCAAGAAUUGGCUACCUUAAAGGUUCAAAAAUUAUCUAAGCCUUCUUUACCAAGAAUUCACACCGUUAGAAAGAACAUUGCUCGUGUCUUAACUGUUAUCAACUUACAACAAAGAGAAAACGUCAGAGCUUUCUACGCCGGUAAGAAGUACCAACCAAAGGACUUAAGAGCCAAGAAGACCAGAGCUAUCAGAAGACAAUUAACCAAGUUCGAAGCUAAGCAAACCACUGACAAGGCUAGAAAGCAAAGAAUUGCUUUCCCUCAAAGAAAAUUCGCUAUUAAGGCUUAA
Dujonia railenensis is the source of this 363-nucleotide messenger RNA. The record is from the annotation of a GenBank genome assembly. Lineage: Eukaryota; Fungi; Ascomycota; Pichiomycetes; Serinales; Debaryomycetaceae.